This is a messenger RNA of Tremella mesenterica DSM 1558, 348 nucleotides long. RefSeq lists its product as uncharacterized. The record is from RefSeq and is a predicted model, not a curated record. The transcript has 3 exons. Lineage: Eukaryota; Fungi; Basidiomycota; Tremellomycetes; Tremellales; Tremellaceae. Bases 1 to 348 code for a protein of 115 amino acids.
AUGUACCCUGAACAGGUGGGAAUCCCUGAGGAAAGGUUAUUAACUCGGCGCGGCGAAAAUUUCCGAGGCGGCGAUGAAGAAAUUUACGAGAACGGCCAGAGGCUUUUUUUGGUCAAGCUGGUAGGAGAUUUGAGUUGGGUAGGUGUAGUUGCUGUGAAGAAAGAAAAGAGGAAUUGGAUUUUAUGGAAAUUGACCAGAAUUAUUUCCUUUCAUAUUCGAGAAAUGACAAUCCGAAGAAACGAUAGAGAUCGACAAAGACGAAUGGAUGAUGUAGCAGACUUCAAAACAUCUCUCCACAAUGAAGACACGCUCUGCGAAGUCUGCGUAGCAUACGAUAUAGCCACCUAG